AUGCCGUGUUUAGCCCCGGACCCACUUGGUGCACUACGUGUGGAGUUUUCCCAGCCUGUCAACCUGGAAGAAGUGGCACGAAUAAACCCAGAGGUCAAAGCAGGAGGUCGUUUUGCUCCAAAGGACUGUAUAGCACUUCAGAAAGUAGCAAUAAUCAUACCGUUCAGGAACCGAGAGGAGCACCUGAAGUACUGGCUCUAUUACCUGCACCCAAUUCUCCAAAGGCAGCAACUAGAUUAUGGAGUAUAUGUUAUCAACCAGGAUGGAGAAGAAGAAUUUAACCGUGCUAAACUGCUGAAUAUAGGAUUCGCAGAGGCUUUGAAAGAGUAUGACUAUGAUUGCUUUGUGUUUAGUGAUGUAGACCUCAUCCCAAUGGAUGACAGGAACACCUACAAAUGUUACAGCCAGCCACGGCACCUCUCUGUAUCCAUGGAUAAAUUCGGCUUUCGGUUGCCUUACAAUCAGUAUUUUGGAGGCGUGUCUGCUUUGAGCAAAGAACAGUUCAGAAAGAUCAACGGGUUCCCAAACAAUUACUGGGGCUGGGGUGGCGAAGAUGAUGACAUUUAUAACAGGUUUGACCGAAUUGCUCACACAAGGGAGACAAUGAGCUCUGACGGCUUAAAUACACUAUCCUACAAGGUGUUAAGAACUGACAAGUACCCUCUGUAUACAAAGAUCACAGUGGAUAUUGGCUCGCCAAAUAGCUAA
Nipponia nippon (crested ibis) is the source of this 708-nucleotide messenger RNA. The record is from RefSeq and is a predicted model, not a curated record. NCBI's taxonomy places the organism in Eukaryota, Metazoa, Chordata, Aves, Pelecaniformes, Threskiornithidae.